AUGACGUCUGGUUUCUCUCAACUCUUAGAUUCUUCUAAUGAACGUAGAUUAUAUUCAAAAACUUUAUUUGAAAAUAUACCCUUGGAAAGAAAUGAGUAUUGUAUAUCUACUACUAAUCAACUAAAUAAUAAUUCGACAUGUAAUGAUAUCCAUCGUUUACAGCAACAAUCAAUAGAAGAUAUUUUUAAAACAUUAAUUGAUGUUCUUGAUGAAUUCUUAUUUUUCUUUUCAUCAUUUAUUCAAUGUAAAGAAUAUCACACAGAAUUUCCAUUGAAAAACAUAACCGGUGCUAUUGCGUUUAUUGGUCAACUUCGUUUAACACUACUCCUGCAGAUGAAUAAUCGUCAAGGACAUACAACCAAUUCCUUUCUAUUGAAUUUUUCAGAUAUCUCUCCAAUUCUUCAUGACCUUGUGUCUUUCAUUCAUAAUCUAAAUCAAGAACAACAACAACAACAAAAUAAAACUAUUAUGGAACAUUCACAGACAGUUAUGUUAAAACAAUUCUCAGAUCGUUUAGAGAAAAUCAUCAAAUCUUACGCAUACUAUGCAAGUAUGAGUAACAAUAGUUAUAGUUUAUCAACACCACUAUCGAACAUAUAUCCUUGUAUGAAUUCUUCGGACGCUGUUAACAAUUCGAUAUAUUUAAAUGAAAACUUCUUAACAUGUAAUGUGUCUAACAUGUGUAUACCAUGGUCAAUUUUCGAACCGAUGAAAAGUUCAAUCGAAGAAGAUAAUAGUUUAGGAGUGAUGCAUGAAAUAAAAGAUGAAAAUAUUCGUCAAAAUUUUAGUAAUGAUAUUGAUGAAAGUAAAUGGUUCAAUAGAAAAAAACGAACACUUCAUAGACUAUCACAAGAGCAAUACCAACCAAGUAAUUUUUUAAAUGCUCAAGUAAAAUUAGAUAAUAAUCGACAGAGAAUGAAGAACUCUCCUAAUAAUCAAAUGACAAUAGAACAGCAAAUAUCAGCUAGUUCACCUGGAGUAAAUCUUACAGCUACUAGAAAGCAAGAUUUCAACGAGAAAAGUGAUAACAUAUCAACAAAAUCUCGAAUAUUUCAAAAUAAAAACACUCCACAUAGACUUGAUCGCAGCCGUACUAUAUCGCGACAACAAUCUAUUGAUAAUUCACAACGAUCAUCACCCUUUUUGAGCGAUGGUUCAAAUAUUUAUAACUCGACCAGACUUGAUUCUAUACACAAUCAACUAGUAACAUCGAACACUCGUGAAUACAUGACACAUCGUGGGAUAUCUCCUCAUGCAGAAGAAUUAGCUUUAGCAUCACUACCAGAUCUUCAUGAAUCACAGCAUACACCUUCUCUACCGCUAUCAUUUGAAAGUCAUGGAUAUCGAAGUCCAUCGAGAAGAAUGUCACGUGAAAAUAUUCAAAAUUUACCACCGUUAUCCAACAAAUCAAUACAUACUCGACAAUCAAAUAACGGUCUAUCGAUGAAUGAUGUUAUAGGCAACAAUAGUAUAUUAAAUACUAUUAAAAGAAAUGAUGAUCAGCGCAGUCUAAGAAAAUAUAUGAGCCAAACUCCGAUAUCAUAUAGAAAACAUAUUGACUCGAUCGAUUCUUCAAUAUCCGUGACAUCCGCUAAAAAUGUUAAAAAUAGCCCGAUUAUACUACAUAAAAAUCGAGAACAACAUCUAACAUCACUUUUACCGAUGAAAUCAAAACAACGUAGUCGUAGUACAAAUCUUAAAAUAAAAGUCAUAAGUCCUAUUUCCAAUCAACAAUUUCCAAUCAAUAAAACAAUGCUUAAUACCGACGUUGAUAAUUAUUCCAACUAUCAAACUUCUCCUUCGAUAGAGCGUCCACAUGAAAUGAUACAAGGAGAUAAUAUUUCUCUGUUUGAUGGAGUUGAACGACAAGACAAUGAUGGCAGAGAAAAUGAAAUGAGUAAUACAUCACGUAGUAAUACAAAAUACAUGUCCACUAUUAGUAACGAUUUAACAUCAGUUCUAAAAACUAAAAAGCAAAAUAGUUGUAACCAUUUAUUUCCAUCUAUGGCAAGAAAAAAGCCAAAGUUUUGUAGUUCACAACAAUCGAAUCCAUCAUCACAACCAAGCAAUCGAGGAUAUUUCAAUAGAUUUUUGUAUUGCUUUCGGCGAACGAUUUCGAGGCGAGCCAAUCGAUCCGAACAUCAAAAGCAAUAA
Rotaria socialis is the source of this 2154-nucleotide messenger RNA. The record is from the annotation of a GenBank genome assembly. NCBI's taxonomy places the organism in Eukaryota, Metazoa, Rotifera, Eurotatoria, Philodinida, Philodinidae.